AGGCCCACCUCACCACGCAGUGUUUGUGGCCCUCGGGAUGUGACUCAAGCCCAGUCAGGUCUCCUGGGAUCGGGGCCUGUGUCAGGACAGAUGGGCUUGUGUCUCGUGUGUUCACAUGCUCAGCUUGAGACACACAACCCAAGUCACUUCAUUUGGACGCAGAGAGAACACACACUGAAGCAUGUGUGUGUUCACUUUCCCUUGAAGCAGCAUUUGGUCUCGGAGUGUGCCCACCUGAGCAAGGGCCGUGCGUGGGACACUGAUUCCUGGAGAGGCAAAUUGUUUACAGCACGUCUGGCCUUCUGUCUGGGCGGGUAGACGCUUCUGCUACACCUGCUCCCACAGCAAAGGGGCUGGAACUAUAGUACAGCGGGGAGGGCACUUGACUCGUGUCCGGCCAACCUGGGUUCAAUCCCCAGCCUCCCAUAUGGUCCCCUAAGCCCACCAGGAGUGAUCUCUGAGCUCAGAGCCAGGAGUAAGCCCUGAGCACUGCUAGGUGUGACCCCAAACAAACAGAAUUCCACAGAGGAAGCAUUCUACAUAGACGCCAUUUGCUUCUUGAGAUAUGCUUGGAUUUUAGGCAUCAGAAAAAUCAGUAUUUGAACUGCACUGCAUAUGUGGGGCAGAAGAGGAACAGCUAGGAGGGAGAACGUCAGAAGUAUCUCCAUGGGGAGGGGGAUAGUCAGUGGGUAGAGUGCUUGCCUUGCACAUCCUCGUUAAAUCCCCAGAACCCUGAGUCCCCCCCCCGAGUGGUAUGGAGCAGAACUCUCUGCAGCCCCCAAACAAAAAUAGCACCGUAGGCUGGAGAGCUAGUAGGGUGAAUAGGGCGCUCUCUGCACGCUGCCAACCCCAAUUGCCAAUCCCUGGUACCACAUACGGUCCCCCGAAGCCCUGCCAAAAGUGAUCCCUGACACACAGCCGGGAGUAAAUCCUGAGCAGAGCCAGGUGUGCCCCCCACCCCACCACCACCAAAGGAAAAAAAAAAGAUAAGAAAAACAGCUCCUUUCACUCCUGGGCAGAGCUGGGAAGGAGGGGCUUCUCAGUGAGCUCUGGCCCAUUCUGGCUCAGCCCUCAGUGAAAUUGGAUUAUGAUUUCAUCAUCAUAUUCUCAACUAUCUUUGUUCCCUCUCUGUUGUCUGAUUGAGUGAACUGUCACUAGGAGAAAGUGUUUGCAUUGAGGACACCCAGGUUUAAAAAUUUUUUAAAAACUUUUGAAAAGAUGAGCAGGAAAAAAGUAUUCCAGGAGAUGGAGUAUGAGGAAAAAUGUGGGUCCUAGAACGAGGACACCACAUAAGCCAGUUGUUGACAAUGAGAUCUUGUUAUAUUCGCUCCUGUUGUUUGGUGACAUAUGCCAGUCAAUACAGAAAAAGAUAAUGUACAAGUCUGAGAUCUCUGGCUUUGGUGAAUACACGUGAACUUCAGAUCCUGUCUCUCAGCUUCACUUACUGUGGGGCUAAUAAAGUACCUGCCUGGGUGGCGGCCAGCGGCUACCGGGACGCGUCCCCGUGGAGGCUGGGCGGAGGGGUGGGAGCCAGCCUGUGUUAAUGGCCUCUCGCUGUAGGAUGAGGCUCCAGACCUCAGCCACGGCCUCUUAUUGGGACCCAGAAGCCCUGCCCGUGGCCAGUUGUCUCUGGGGGAGCAAUUACUACCCACUGGCUUCCUGCGCGGCUCGAUAAUGCUCUGCGCCUGUCUUCGGCAGGCUGCGGCCGGGGGAUGAUUUGAUAAUAAGAGCGCCUGAUCAAAUUAAGGAGCCAUUUGCUUCUGCAUGAUGAUGCUGAUAAAGGGGGUGCUGUCCCCUCUGCCUGCUUUCUGAAAGGUCAGAAACCAGUGGUUACCGGCAGACGACAGGACAGGACGCGAACUAUCGAGGAGCACCCCGGAGUGGUGACGUGGGGAAGGGCCCUCGCGCGGGCCCCUUCUGGCUCCUUCUGCCUCGCAUUUGAAGGAGUCCGAGUUGGGAGCGGGCAGGCAGAAGGGGCGGGAGGCCGGAGAGGGCACCUGCCCCGCUGGACGGCCAGCCCGGGCCCUGGGCAGCCCCGCGGACGGCCGCGCUCGCUGACACCGCAGUGUUUGCUGUCAGGGGACGGCCGCGGUGGGGAUGUCGAUCGCGAUGACGUGAGCCCGGUGGGGCGAGCCCCUGGCAGGCGUCCGGAAAGCAAGACCAGACUCGAAGUAGCCCCCCGGGUGCCGCUGGCCCGGCCCCUGCGAGGGCGGCGCCUGGGCAGGGCUGCCGGCGCCCUGGCCGUCCGUCCGGGAGCGGCUGCGGGCAGCGCGGGGACCGCGUGCGGGCUGUGGCCGGCCCCUCGCUGACCGACGCCUCGCUGUGGAGGGAGGGCAGCCGCUCGGAGGGUCCAGCCCGCGGAGACGCCGGAGCGCUCCCGGGACCCCAGCGCAGGGCGAUGCCGGCCUCCACCGUCCACGUGCUGCAGCUGCUGCGGGAGCUGCUGGCCUUCGUGCUCCUCAGCUACACGGUGCUCCUCGGGGCGCUGCUGCUGGCCGGCUGGACCACCUACUUCCUGGUGCUGAAGUGACAGCGCCCCCGGCCGCGCCCCGCCGCGCGCCGCCCCCGCCCCGCGAGCCCGAGAACGACCCCGC
This is a messenger RNA of Sorex araneus (European shrew), 2594 nucleotides long. RefSeq lists its product as uncharacterized. The transcript has 2 exons. Bases 2399 to 2530 code for a protein of 43 amino acids. The record is from RefSeq and is a predicted model, not a curated record. NCBI's taxonomy places the organism in Eukaryota, Metazoa, Chordata, Mammalia, Eulipotyphla, Soricidae.